AUGUCACUCAGGACAUCAGCACUCCGCGCUUCCCGGCCAGCGACACAUGCUCUCCGUCGCCGCGCUCCUUUCGCCGCCCGCUCCUACGUGACGGGCCAGCAGCCGAGUGGUACCUCUCUGGUCAAGCUCGCUGCGGGUGGCGUUGCGGGUGGCUUCACCGCAGCCCUCCUUUACAACUACUUCAACACCAGUGCGACGGCGUACGCAGACGGCGCCGCUGUCCCCGAAAUGCCCGACACUAGCGGCAUGGAAUGGCAGCCGAUCCACGCGCUCGAAAUGGACGACCCCAAGGUGUGUGCGGGCUACCGCCAUGUCGGCGUGCUGCGGCACGUGUAUGGCGCAACAGCGCACCAAGAGACCGAAGACGACAGCGAAGCGUACCGCGACCUGGGCGUGGGCCUUUUGCUCGGCUUUGGCCUGCUGCUCCAACCCCAUGCGCAUUCGCAUGGCCACACGCUCGAGAGCAUCGAGGCCUCGGCGCCCCCGGACGGCGAGCAUGCUCCUGCGACCUUCCUGCGAGACCACUGGAUUCGGCCGACCGGAGGUGAAGGCUCGUCGUGCGUUUUGGCCGGCGGCCGCGUGUUUGAGAAGGCUGGCGUCAACGUCUCGGUCGUGGAGGGGCGUAUGCCCCGCGGCGGCCAGGAGCAGAUGCGCGCCGACCACUCGAGCAUUGUGCCCUCCGACACGCCGUUGCCCUACUUUGCAACCGGCUUGUCUAUUGUGAUUCACCCCCGUUCUCCCCAUGUGCCUACUGUCCAUCUCAACUACCGCUACUUUGAGCUGUGCGACGCAGACUCCCUCGAGCCCGUCGCCUGGUGGUUCGGCGGUGGCUCUGACCUUACGCCAAACUACCUGUACCCCGAGGACGCUGAGCUCUUCCACGAUACCCUCAAGGCCGCUUGUGACAAGCACGGCCCUGCCUACUACCCGGCCUACAAGAAGUGGUGCGACAAGUACUUCUACUUGCCUCACCGCCAGGAGACGCGCGGCGUCGGCGGCAUCUUCUUUGACGACCUCACUUCCUCGUCCGAGAUUCACGGUGACAAGAGCCCCUCGCGUGAGGAAAUCUUCGACUUUGUCAAGAGCUGCUCGUCUGCCUUCCUUCCCGCCUACGUGCCCAUCGUGCAGCGCCGUAAGGGUAAGGCUUGGACCGAGCACGAGCGCCGCUGGCAGCUCCUCCGCCGCGGCCGCUACGUCGAGUUCAACCUGCUCUACGACCGCGGCACCAAGUUCGGACUGAACAUUCCAGGCGCGCGCGUCGAGUCCAUCCUCAUGUCCCUUCCCGAGAACGCCCGCUGGGAGUACUGCACACCAGUCGGCACCGAGGAAGGCAGCCCCGAAAAGGCGCUCCAGGACAUCCUCAAGACGCCCUGCGAGUGGGCCACCACCAAGUAG
Messenger RNA from Cutaneotrichosporon cavernicola, 1395 nucleotides. RefSeq lists its product as uncharacterized. The transcript has 4 exons. NCBI's taxonomy places the organism in Eukaryota, Fungi, Basidiomycota, Tremellomycetes, Trichosporonales, Trichosporonaceae. Gene Ontology annotation, cellular component: cytoplasm. The coding region runs from base 1 to 1395 and encodes 464 amino acids. Gene Ontology annotation, molecular function: coproporphyrinogen oxidase activity. The record is from RefSeq and is a predicted model, not a curated record.